AUGGCCGCGCCCAAGCUCCUGCUGCAGCCGCCGCAAGAGACGCAGUGCCGUCCCCGCGUAGCCUCUCCGUCGCGCCGCCCGUCGCCGGAGACCUGCGGCAACCUCCAGCCGCGCCCGUCCUGGAGCUCGUCCGCCUCCUCAAGCCACCGCGUCCUCGCCUCCGGCGACCGUCACCGCUCCGUGCACACCGUUGCCCCGAGCUGCUUCGCCUCCCUCCUCCUCGAGCCGGCCUCCCCGCCUCUGGCAACGGCCGCCGCCCGUCGCGCCUCUCCGCCACCGCGUCGCCCCCUCGACCCGCCUCGUCCUCGCGUCUCCCUUCCUCGUCCCGCACCCAAGCUUCUGGAGCCCGAGCCGUCCCCGAGCGCCUCCUCCUUGCGGCUUCGUCUGUCGCCGAGCAGGAGCUCCGCCGCCUCGACUCCUAGUCCGGCCGCCAUCGGCCGCUCCCUCCCCGACAUCCGGUCUCGUCCCCGCGACCCGCCGUUCGCCUCUGCUCCAUCGCCGAACGGUUGCUUCUCCGCGCGCCUCUGUUCGUCGUCGUUGUCACCACAAGCCCGGUGA
This is a messenger RNA of Aegilops tauschii subsp. strangulata, 558 nucleotides long. The record is from RefSeq and is a predicted model, not a curated record. NCBI's taxonomy places the organism in Eukaryota, Viridiplantae, Streptophyta, Magnoliopsida, Poales, Poaceae.